Seminavis robusta is the source of this 1487-nucleotide messenger RNA. Lineage: Eukaryota; Bacillariophyta; Bacillariophyceae; Naviculales; Naviculaceae. The record is from the annotation of a GenBank genome assembly.
AUGUGGUCAAGUUCCUCGUUCAACUCCCACGGCUUUUUGAAAAAAGUCGGCCUGACCGAUGACAGUCGAGCCCCGCUCGAGGAGCGGAGCAGGGUCAACUCAAACAAGGUUAAGGAUAUUGUUUAUUUUCCGGGUCUCUUUACCUCUUUCCUCAUUACUUGUGGUGCGAAUGUGGAGAUCGAUGGCCACCCUCAGCGAAAUCCAACCCACUGCCAAGCCGAUCACCGUCGACAACGCUGUCCUUAUCCUGGCCGUCAUCUUUGUAGAGAUCCAUUGAAUAUUCAGCAUGCCAAAGCAAAUUACAGAUAUCCGUGAUUUCCUGCAAAAGGCUCGUCGAUCUGAUGCCAAGUUGGUCAAGAUCCGCAAGCGUGAUGCCCAAACCAAAUUCAAGAUCCGAUGCUCCCGCCAUCUCUACACACUGGUCGUCACUGAUGCAGAAAAGGCAGACAAGUUGACCCAGUCCCUUCCCCCAGGCUUGGAAAGAAAGACCAUCUAAAUUAACUAGAAAGAGGGUUGAAAAUCGGCUCAGGCUGCUUCUUGAAUGGUCCGUUUCGUCGCUUGUUUGGGAGAGCAUUGUCAGACACCCAAUCCACACACGCCUCUUCCUCUGAGAAUACCAAUGGGACUUCCUAGAGGAACGGUUGUAGCUAGCUAGUUAGGAAAGGUACAUAGUUCAGUAGCUGAGAAACUGACUGAAUCGAAUCGCCCCGAUGACCGGAUAGAUGUGCAUCUUCCAUUUGGAAGUACCGAGGAGCGGGUCUGCCUCUUCGUAAUCACAAGUGUGGUUCCAUCGCCCAAGGUGCCUUUUCACCAUUCAGAGAACCUCCACCUGAAGUCCUUGGCAGCUUCACAAAUUAGAAACGAUCAUUCCUUGGAGCUGACUACAAGCUACGGUUUAAGAGAAAAAAUGGUCAAUCAAACAGUUCGGGUCACUGAGUUGGACGUCAACAAAAUCAUGGUAGGAGGUUUCCGCCCGCUCAGCCAGUCUGAUUUGUCUGUACCGCAGUGCGCCGGUUGUGGCCACGGAGUCGUCCUUCAAUUGGUCGUCAACUCCAUUAAAACUUAGUCCUCAGUCAACUUACGCAUGGCAUUGUCGCUAAAAGCAAGAAAGCAUGUGGGUUGUACAGAACUGGCUGACAUUCCAAGCAACGUUGGCGUCGGACGGAGCCUCAGAAACCUCAAGCUUGCUGAGGUACCUCAGACACGAUCUAUCUGAUCAUCGAGGAAGGCUCCUCGUGAUACAUACCGUAUCGUACUACCGUACUUCUUAGAGCAAGUCAUUUCCUUCUCAGGGAACCGAAGAGACACCUCUCAGACUUGCUAUGUCACAAUCCUGAAGGGACCCUCACCUGGGUUUGCAACCUACAUUUUGCAACCUAGACUGCUGUAAUUGUUUUGCUAGCUGGCGGUGUGGAUACAUCAGUCAACCCCGUGUUGGUACUAGCUAGUACAUUCAACCAGAUGACCAAACCACGGGGAUAGUUUCC